AUGGCUGUUAAUAUCCCCCCGGGCGGCACCGUCAUCGACACCUUCAAGGGCAACUUUACUAAGGUCCCUGUUGACAAGUCCAAGGGCAAUGCUAUCUCCACCAGCGAGUUUCUCGAGGCUGCUGAGUCUAUCACUACUAUCUUCGACCUUUUGGGUUCGGUUGCUUUCACUCCGGUAAAAAAUGACAUCCUGGGCAACGUCGAGAAAAUUCGGAAGCGUCAGCUGGCUGCCCCUCUGGACUCCCAAAACCUUCAGGACCUCGUGCGGAACGAGCUCAAGACCAAGUCUCAUACUGCUACAGAAGGAUUGCUGUGGCUCGGGAGAGGUCUCGAGUUCUUGUGUGCUGCCCUUACCCAGAACCUCAAUAACCCAACCGAGGAGCUCUCAAAGUCUUUCGGAAUCGCGUAUGAAGGCACUCUUAAACAGUACCACAACUUCGUGGCGAGGGGCCUUUUCGCCGCUGCUCUGAAGGCCUGCCCCUAUCGCAAGGAUUUUUAUGCCAAGUUUGGUGAUGACCUUCAGAAGGUUUACGCGGCUUUGAAGGAGUAUCUGGCUGCCUUGGAAGCAAUUGUUGCAAUUCUCAAGGAAUUCAUGACCAGCCCGGAGGCUCAAUGGAAGUGA
This is a messenger RNA of Thermochaetoides thermophila DSM 1495, 621 nucleotides long. RefSeq names its product putative glycolipid transporter protein. Gene Ontology annotation, molecular function: ceramide 1-phosphate binding; ceramide 1-phosphate transfer activity. The coding region runs from base 1 to 621 and encodes 206 amino acids. Lineage: Eukaryota; Fungi; Ascomycota; Sordariomycetes; Sordariales; Chaetomiaceae. Gene Ontology annotation, biological process: ceramide transport; intermembrane lipid transfer. Gene Ontology annotation, cellular component: cytosol; membrane; cytoplasm. The transcript has 4 exons. The record is from RefSeq and is a predicted model, not a curated record.